Molecule: messenger RNA, 2153 nt
Organism: Nipponia nippon (crested ibis)
Lineage: Eukaryota; Metazoa; Chordata; Aves; Pelecaniformes; Threskiornithidae
Gene: RBM15
Product: RNA binding motif protein 15
Molecular function (GO): RNA binding
Source: RefSeq, a predicted model, not a curated record
AUGGCCAAUGAGCAGGGGAAGUCCUCCCAUGGAGGGGGUGCUGGAGCUGCCGGUGAGGAGGAGAUCAGCCCCGAGGAUGACCAGAGAGCCAACCGCACGUUGUUCCUGGGCAACCUGGACAUCACCGUGAGCGAGUCAGAUUUACGGCGAGCUUUUGACCGUUUUGGGGUCAUCACCGAGGUGGACAUCAAAAGGCCGGGGCGCGGGCAGACCAGCACGUAUGGUUUUCUCAAAUUUGAAAAUCUGGACAUGGCGCACCGGGCCAAGCUGGCCAUGUCGGGAAAGGUGCUUCUGCGCAACCCCAUCAAGAUUGGGUAUGGUAAAGCCACUCCAACUACCAGGCUCUGGGUGGGUGGCCUUGGGCCCUGGGUGCCCCUCGCCGCCCUGGCCAGGGAGUUUGAUCGGUUUGGCACCAUUCGCACUAUCGAUUACCGCAAAGGCGAUUCCUGGGCCUAUAUCCAGUAUGAGAGCUUGGAUGCGGCGCAGGCAGCGUGCACCCACAUGCGUGGGUUUCCCUUGGGUGGGCCAGAUCGCCGGCUCCGCGUAGACUUUGCUGACACUGAGCAUCGGUACCAGCAGCCCUACCUGCAGCCUCUGCCCUUGCCACCCCCUGCUCAUUACGAGCUUGUGGCGGAGGCGGCUGCUUUUGGGGCUCACCGGGGAGCCCCGCCUGAUCCUCUUCGGGGGGCCCGGGACAGGACGCCACCGUUACUCUAUAGAGACCGCGACAGAGACCUUUAUCCUGAGACAGAGUGGGUGCCACCCCCACCCCCUGUACGGGAUAGGAGUAAUCGGGCAGCUGCCUAUGACCCACUGGAAAGCCUGGAGCGCCGCCGGGAUGGUUGGUCCUUGGAGCGGGACCGAGGGGAGAGGGAAUUGGGCAGUAGUAGUAGGGAUCAGCCUAGGAAACGGAGACUGGCGGAGGAUGGAGGCCGGCACUUGGACCGCUCUCCAGACAGUGAGCGCUCUUCUUCUUCCCGGAAGCGUCACUGUUUAGCCACAACCUCUCCACCGGACCGCAGCCCCGAGCUCCUUGGAGGGAGGGAGCGUUACAGUAGUGACCCUGAGCGCACGUCCUCCCGCUUGCUCCUCUUGGAGCGGCCCUCGCCUGUCCGGGAAUCGCGCAGGGGCAGCCUGGAGCGGGGUCAGAACGAAAAGCGUGACCGCAAGAAUUCCGCCGAACGGGAGCGGAAGCAUCGUGCUUCUGCGGCGGCCGCCGCGCAGGAGUGCAAAAGUCCAGCCAAAAAGGAUGAGCGCGCUACGGAAGGAGGCGGCGGAGGCUACCGCCUCAAACCUCCUCCUCAGAAACAGCAGCAGGAUGGAGCGUCGCAGGCCGGGGGAGCCCCCAAGCUGUGCUUGGCUUGGCAGGGGAUGCUUCUGCUGAAGAACAGCAACUUCCCGUCCAAUAUGCAUCUGCUUCAGGGGGACCUCGGUGUUGCCAGCAGUCUCCUGGUGGAGGGAGCGACGGGUGGGAAAGUAGCUCAGCUCAAGAUCACCCAACGUCUUCGUCUGGACCAGCCCAAGCUGGAUGAGGUCAAUCGUCGCAUCAAAGUGGCGGGUCCCAACGGCUACGCCAUCCUUUUGGCUGUGCCUGGCGCAUCAGACAACCGCUCCGCAGCCGGAGCUGCCGAGGCCGCCACCACCUCCACCCAGAGGCCACUCAGGAAUCUGGUGUCCUAUCUAAAGCAAAAGCAGGCUGCUGGGGUGAUCAGCCUCCCUGUGGGGGGUAACAAAGACAAGGAGAACAGCGGGGUCCUGCACGCCUUUCCGCCCUGCGAUUUCUCUCAGCAAUUCCUGGACUCCACGGCCAAGGCGCUGGCCAAAUCAGAGGACGACUAUCUGGUCAUGAUCAUUGUCCGUGGGGCGUCCUAAGGCCCUCGUGUUCUCUGUACCCAACCCUGCCUACUCCUCCACACAGCCCCUCCAGCGUGUGCCAGGUGCUAUGGGAUACAGCCUUAGCCAGCCCUGUCAUUAUUUUAAAUUAGAUCUUCGUUUGUAGGUGACUUUCCCUGCCCGCUUUUCUGUUACUACAUUUUUCUAUAAAGUUAGAAGCCAGAAAGGUUGGUUAGCCGUUAGCGUGAAUAGGAUAUUUUGAGAAUCCCCUCUCAGUGGGGAUAGCAGGGAGGCUAGGCCUGCUUUGAUUUACAAAAAAA